This is a messenger RNA of Suillus paluster, 452 nucleotides long. RefSeq lists its product as uncharacterized. NCBI's taxonomy places the organism in Eukaryota, Fungi, Basidiomycota, Agaricomycetes, Boletales, Suillaceae. The record is from RefSeq and is a predicted model, not a curated record. The coding region runs from base 120 to 422 and encodes 100 amino acids. The transcript has 3 exons.
GUUUCACCUGUCGAUCCUGACUUCGGUCAAGCACAAGACAACACUUUCCAACAUAGUUCCUCCAUCGGAUUAUCACUCGGAUCAGAUCACUAGCUGGUCCAGAGCAGCCAUCAUAUUCGAUGGUGAUGCGCUUUUCCCUUGCUCGAGGCUUUCAAAUGAUGAAGGGUGCACAUAUGUUUUUCCUGUUUUCAACCACCGAUAUUCUGCUCGCAUGUCAUGCAGAACUAGUUCUAUCGAUUGUUGCGGGUAUCGGACUUUGUUCGAAGGAACGAUCAUCUCCCUUCGUCUAUAGGGCUGCAAGGCGUGACAUCAUUGACGAUCUCUUCUUCCAAUUCUUUGGGCUUAGCUACUUUGUCGGUCUUCAAAGCUCCACCGCAGUUGGCUCGCGGGUCAGCUCUGCUCUGCCCAUCCUACACAGCUGAGAUGAUCUGUAUGAAUCAAUUCAAUUUGAC